GCCAAGUUCUUCGAGCCAAUUUGUGUUGGAUCUUGCUAUUUCCGCUUGGGACUUGUUUUCGAACCGUAUCACGUACCCGGUUCUGGUGGUCACCACGCCCAGAACCUGUAUGUCCUUUGUCUCGUUUGUGGUGGCGAGUGCGUUCUGGAUGUGUGCGACUGCUGUUCUGGGUGGUAGGUACCUCCUGAAUGUAUUUUCGCCUCCAUCCUCCCCGUUCUUGCCGUUCGGUUUCGUGUUGACUCGGAUGCAGUUGUCUUCCUUGUUCUGUUUUCCUUUGUUAAGCAAGGGGUAAAUGGUGGC
Aspergillus welwitschiae is the source of this 300-nucleotide messenger RNA. RefSeq lists its product as uncharacterized. The coding region runs from base 110 to 292 and encodes 60 amino acids. The record is from RefSeq and is a predicted model, not a curated record. The transcript has a single exon. Lineage: Eukaryota; Fungi; Ascomycota; Eurotiomycetes; Eurotiales; Aspergillaceae.